AUGCCCUCUAAGCGAAAGGGCGCCAAAAGAGGAGGAAACAGGUCCCAACCCCAAUCCGAUCCCCAACCCUCGCUCCAACCUUCCCCGUACCCCCACCCCUACCCGCACCCGCAUCCGCAACCCCCCAGAAGACGCAUCCCCCUCCUCGAAGCGCGCGACAGCCUGAUCGACCGCCUCCGGCUCCACCUCGAAGCCCACGCCCACCCCGGCAUCGUGGGCGCCGGCCCGCCCCCCUGCCAGCACGCGCUGUGCGUCAGCUGCAUCGGGGGCGCCGAGGCGCGCGCCUGCCUCGACCUGCUCGCCAGCUUCGCCGGCACCCAGCACGAAGAAGCCGGCCUCAAGCCAGGCGACGUGUGCCUCGGGCUUUGGCGCACGACUGCCCACUACCGGAAGUUCCUGCUGGAGCAUGGAGCGUCGCUGUUCCCGGAGGGGUGGAUGACGCGCCCGUCAAUCUCGCGCGGCGGCGGGUGGUUUGUGGUGGAGGGCUAUCGGAUCUGCGUUGAGGUGAUGGAGGCGGUGAUUAUGCCGUUCGAGAGGGGGAGCACUUUCCAACCCUCCCGCCAGCAGCUCAACCUCCAUCUCGCGCAUACCGAUGCUAUUGUCGAACGGAGCAAGCUUCUCAAUCUCGAUCGGGCCCUUCGCACUGAGCCGCAGUACGAGAAUGGUGGAUGUCACGUUCUCUGGAAUCAUAUUGGGAAACAGACUAAAAAGCAGCCCGCGGGUGUUACAGCGUUUCCCUGGCGAAAAGAAGAGUACGUGCUUUCACUGAAGACUAGCUGGACCGACGAAACAAAGGAAAAGGAGAUGUUUGAAUUCGUGCAAAUCCUCCGAGACAAGCUUAAGGAAUUUGCCAUCGACAAAAAAGCGGCCCGUGUCAAUUUCAUCGAUAACACAUUGGUUAACUGGUGGCAAGCAUAUUACGGCGCCAAAUACCCCAGUCUCCGAACGCUGAAGCAGACGUACGAUCCUAAAAAUCUCUUCGAAGUUCACCAGAGUAUUUGA
Aspergillus uvarum CBS 121591 is the source of this 1002-nucleotide messenger RNA. RefSeq lists its product as uncharacterized. The transcript has 2 exons. Lineage: Eukaryota; Fungi; Ascomycota; Eurotiomycetes; Eurotiales; Aspergillaceae. The record is from RefSeq and is a predicted model, not a curated record. Gene Ontology annotation, molecular function: flavin adenine dinucleotide binding; oxidoreductase activity. The coding region runs from base 1 to 1002 and encodes 333 amino acids.